Messenger RNA from Penicillium longicatenatum, 708 nucleotides. RefSeq lists its product as uncharacterized. The record is from RefSeq and is a predicted model, not a curated record. The transcript is spliced from 5 exons. NCBI's taxonomy places the organism in Eukaryota, Fungi, Ascomycota, Eurotiomycetes, Eurotiales, Aspergillaceae. Bases 1 to 708 code for a protein of 235 amino acids.
AUGCCAAGCUUGGCUGUCUCGAGCUUGAAUUUGAAAUUACAGGAUGCUGAUGGUAUUCGGUACACCGACGUUGACUAUGAAUUGAACCUCGUACUACCUCUGGCCUUGCCGUCCGAGCUUGUGAGCCAUUUAAGAGUCAUUAACAUCGUCCUCAACAAGAGUGUGCCGAUCGAGGCGAACAUCCGCUUCAAAAUCAACGAUUUGCACUUGAGUGCGUGUCUGGUUGCAACAACAUCCAAGGGCAUAGCAUCAGUACCAAUCAGUCUCCAGACUGAGUCCGCGUGCUCCCUUUCAGGGGUGAAACACAAAGGCAAGAAGUGGAAUCUGAAUGGAAAGUCAGAUUAUACAGUCUGCAAAGGAGAAGGGAAGGGGAUGACUGGGCUUCCCCAAUCCCUCGGCUACAUGGGGAUUGUCCACAGACGGCGAAAGCUUCUUGGCAAGAAUGACUGUACCGUGUACGGAGUCUGUUGUGAUGAUGUUCACUUCCUUUUUUUGAAACUCGAUAACUAUUCCCGGUGGUCUGAACGCCUGAUAAUAGCGCGUAAUGAUAAGUACGAGACAGUGUUUGGGCCGAUGGUCUUCAUGAUGAAGAAGGCAAUGCUGCUCUCGCCAAUGCACUCGAAGGAGUCAUCGGCUCAAACUCAUCAUGAUCAGGAACCAAGCGCAAGAGAGGGGCUUGUGCUGGAUGAGCGGAUGGAUGGGGAGUAA